AUGCACAAAGACGAUGAAGAAAAAACAAGCUUUGUUACCGACAACGGCACAUACUGCUACAAACAAAUGCCAUUCGGACUAAAAAAUGCAGGGGCAACUUAUCAGCGUCUAAUGAAUUUCGUGUUCAAAGACCAGAUCGGUCGCAAUAUGGAAGUUUACGUAGACGACAUCAUCGUCAAGUCCAAAAAAGUAGAAGAUCAUGCGAGAGACUUGGAAGAAGUCUUUACAAAGCUAAAAAAAUACAAACUCAAGCUAAAUCCAGACAAGUGCGCCUUCGGAGUCCCAGCAGGAAAAUUCCUAGGAUAUCUCAUCUCCCAGAAGGGUAUCGAGGUAAACCCAGAAAAAACAAAAGCAAUCCUAGAUAUGAAGGCGCCAAAAUCAGCUAAAGAAGUUCAGAAGCUAAAUGGAAAAAUCACAGCCCUUGGUCGAUUCGUGUCCAACUCGGCCAAAAGAUGUCUCCCAUUCUUUAAAACAUUGAGAAAUGCAAAAAAGUUCGAGUGGACCGAUGAAUGUCAACAAUCUUUCGAAGAACUCAAGAAAUUCCUGAGUUCACCACCAUUGCUCGGAAGGCCGGAAACCGGAGAAGUACUAUACCUAUACUUAAGUGUCACUAAUGAAACAGUGGCAUCGGUACUGGUGAAGGAGGAAUUGACUGAGCAAAAGCCGGUAUACUACACGAGCAAGGUGUUGAAAGGUCCCGAGAUCCGAUACAGUAAAAUUGAGAAGUUUGCACUCGCAUUGGUUCUAACAGUGGAAAAGCUAAAAAGAUACUUUCAAGCUCACACUGUCGUAGUCCGAACAAACCAACCCCUACGAAAAGCACUGGCAAGACCGGAAACAUCAGGACGGCUAAUCAAUUGGUCAGUCAUGAUAGGAUCGUACGACAUCAAAUACGAGCCGCGAACAGCAAUGAAAGCCCAGAUCUUAGCCGACUUUGUAGCCGAAACAACAACACACGACCAACCCACCGAAGUAGACAAGGGUCUUACCAGCUGGACACUACAGGUCGAUGGGGCAUCAAAUAUAACCGGAGCCGGAGCAGGCAUAAUACUAAGAGGACCACACAAAAUCAAAAUGCAACACUCAAUCCACCUAAAUUUCCCAGCAACCAACAAUGCAGCAGAGUAUGAGGCUUUGAUAAAUGGGCUAAGGAUGGCUACAGUAGUGAAGACUGAAUAUGUCAAAAUCCAGAGUGACUCUCAGCUAGUGGUUAAUCAGGUACUCGGGACAUACGAGGUGAAGGACCCAGAAAUGAAAAAAUACGUAGACCGGGUGAAAGAGCUACUUACAAAAAUUACCGAAGAAGGCGGGAAAUGGGAGUUGGAGCAAAUCCCCAGGGAAGAAAACACCGAAGCAGACACACUAGCAAAGGCAGGAGCAUCCAGAGAGAUAAUGCCGAGCAUACCAUGCUCAGUUCAAAACUUCAGCAGUAUCCAAAAUCCUGAAGCCACAUUCCUCAUAAACCCUUUAGAUCAGUGGAUGGAACACAUCAUUUCAUACAUCGAGAAUGGGAAUCUGCCCGAAGAUAACAAAGCAGCAAAGAAAGUAAAACGCCAAGCACCACACUUCUCAUACCGAGACGGGACUCUGUACAAAAAAUCCUUCUCACACCCCUGGUCCAGAUGCCUCACAGUAGAAGAAGGGAAAUAUGUAUUGGCUGAGAUACACGAAGGUAUAUGUGGGAGUCACAUCUCGCAUCUAGCUCUCUGCCGAAAAGCUGUUUUACAAGGUUACUACUGGCCGACACUGGCACAAGACGCAGCAAACCUGGUACAAAAAUGCGAAAAAUGUCAGUACCACCAAAACGUCCACCAUCAGCCAACAGCGGAACAAAACCCAAUAGUAAGCCCUUGGCCAUUCAGCAUGUGGGGAAUAGACAUUGUCGGGCCUUUUCCAACGGCAAGUGGACAACGAAAAUUCCUGAUAGUAGCAGUUGACCACUUCUCAAAAUGGGUAGAGGCCGAAGCUGUGUCCACCAUAACAGAAGCGCGAGUUCGAAGCUUCGUCCGAAGAGAAAUCGUCUGUCGUUUUGGGAUCCCAAAAACCAUCAUAACCGACAAUGGAAAGCAGUUCGACAACAAAAACUUCAGAGAGUUCUGCAAGGAAAAAGGAAUUGACCUAAGGUUCACUUCGGUCACCCACCCACAAAGCAACGGAAUGACAGAAGUCACCAAUCGGACCAUUGUUAAUGGCCUGAAAAAACGCCUCGACGAAGCUAAAGGUCGAUGGGCCGACGAGCUACACAAUGUACUAUGGUCAUACAGAACCACCCCAAAAGCUGGGACAGGAAGAACACCAUACAGUUUGACCUAUGGGUGCGAAGCAAUGGUACCAGUCGAAAUCGGCAUGCCCACCAUCAGAGUACAAUACUUCGAUGAACAACAAAACGAAGAAAACACCAAAAUUUGCCUCGAUCUGCUAGAAGAAAGAAGAGAUCAAGCAUUAAUGCACAUCGAAGCAUACAAACAAAGGAUGGCAACAUAUCAUAACAAACGAGUCAAACCUUUGACAUUCGAAGUAGGCGACCUGGUACUACGACGAGCUGAUAUAGCAAAAGGAAACGCAGGCAUCUCCAAGCUCGGAGCUAAUUGGGAAGGGCCUUACCAAGUAAAGAAAGUGGGAAAAGGUGGAGCCUAUCACUUAACCUACAUGUCCGGAAGAGACCUACCAAGAACCUGGAAUGCCAGAGUUCUCAAAAGAUUCUACCAGUAG
This is a messenger RNA of Mercurialis annua (annual mercury), 2712 nucleotides long. RefSeq lists its product as uncharacterized. Bases 1 to 2712 code for a protein of 903 amino acids. The record is from RefSeq and is a predicted model, not a curated record. Gene Ontology annotation, biological process: DNA integration. The transcript has a single exon. Gene Ontology annotation, molecular function: RNA-DNA hybrid ribonuclease activity; nucleic acid binding. NCBI's taxonomy places the organism in Eukaryota, Viridiplantae, Streptophyta, Magnoliopsida, Malpighiales, Euphorbiaceae.